This is a messenger RNA of Nicotiana tabacum (common tobacco), 3284 nucleotides long. RefSeq names its product ATPase 10, plasma membrane-type-like. Lineage: Eukaryota; Viridiplantae; Streptophyta; Magnoliopsida; Solanales; Solanaceae. Gene Ontology annotation, molecular function: ATP binding; ATP hydrolysis activity; P-type proton-exporting transporter activity. The record is from RefSeq and is a predicted model, not a curated record. Gene Ontology annotation, biological process: proton export across plasma membrane. Gene Ontology annotation, cellular component: membrane.
CGACAAUAUUCCUUUCACAAUAACCCCCAUGAUUCAGAAACUAGUCUCAUAAGCCUACUGCUUUUUUCACUCUAAACUCUAAAUUUCCAUAGAGUAAACAUGGCUGAAGAUCUGGAGAAACCAUUGCUAGGUCCUGAAAAUUUCAUGAAGGAAGGGAUUGAUCUGGAAAACUUGCCACUUGAAGAAGUUUUCGAACAAUUGAUAACAUCGAAGGAAGGACUUUCAGCUGAAGAUGCAGAGCGACGACUCAACAUUUUUGGACCUAACAAGCUUGAAGAGAAGCGAGAGAACAAGUUUAUUAAGUUUCUUAGUUUCAUGUGGAAUCCAUUGUCUUGGGUGAUGGAAGCAGCAGCAAUCAUGGCUAUUGGACUAGCUAAUGGCGGAGGGCAAGGUACUGAUUGGCAGGACUUUGUUGGUAUAUUUUGUCUGUUGUUGAUAAAUUCAACAAUUAGUUUCAUAGAGGAAAAUAAUGCUGGAAAUGCUGCAGCAGCUCUAAUGGCACAUUUAGCUCCUAGAACUAAGGUUCUUAGAGAUGGGAGGUGGCAAGAAAAAGAUGCUGCUAUUUUAGUGCCAGGAGACAUCAUUAGCAUAAAGCUCGGUGAUAUCAUCCCUGCAGAUGCUCGAUUGCUCGAAGGAGAUCCAUUGAAAGUUGAUCAGUCAGCUCUUACUGGGGAAUCUCUACCCGUCACGAAAAAGACAGGAGAUGAAGUGUUUUCUGGAUCUACUUGUAAACAUGGAGAAAUAGAAGCUGUAGUAAUCGCCACUGGAGUUAACUCAUUCUUUGGAAAAGCUGCACAUCUCGUUGACUCUACUGAAGUCAGUGGUCACUUCCAGAAGGUCCUUGCUUCCAUUGGAAAUUUCUGCAUAUGCUCAAUAGCUGUGGGAAUGAUACUUGAAAUCAUUAUCAUGUACGCUGUUCAGCGUCGUUCAUAUAGGACUGGAAUUAAUAACCUUCUUGUUCUCUUAAUUGGUGGAAUACCAAUAGCUAUGCCAACAGUCCUAUCAGUUACACUCGCUAUUGGCUCCCAUCGACUCUCUCAACAGGGAGCUAUUACAAAAAGGAUGACUGCAAUUGAAGAGAUGGCUGGUAUGGAUGUACUCUGCAGUGACAAGACAGGGACGCUGACCCUGAAUCGCCUCACUGUCGAUAGGAAUCUCAUUGAGGUGUUCCAAAGAGAUAUGGACAAAGAUAUGGUUGUAUUACUUGCUGCUAGAGCAUCAAGAUUGGAAAAUCAGGACGCUAUUGAUGCAGCAAUUAUCAACAUGCUUGCUGAUCCAAAGGAGGCGCGUGCAAAUAUCAGGCAAGUGCAUUUCCUUCCAUUCAAUCCUGUGGAUAAACGGACUGCAAUCACCUACAUUGAUUCAGAUGGCAAGUGGUAUCGAGUUAGCAAAGGAGCUCCUGAACAGAUACUGGAUUUGUGCCAAGAGAAGCAACAGAUAGCUGCAAAAAUGCAUGCAAUCAUUGACAGGUUUGCCGAAAGAGGGUUACGCUCUCUAGCUGUUGCCUUUCAGGAAAUUCCAGAAAAUUCGAAGGAGAGUCCUGGCGGGCCUUGGGCAUUUUGUGGAUUGCUUCCGUUGUUUGAUCCACCAAGGCAUGAUAGUGCUGAGACCAUCCUCAGAGCACUCAAUUUAGGAGUUUGCGUUAAGAUGAUUACAGGUGACCAGUUGGCCAUUGCAAAGGAAACAGGCCGACGACUUGGAAUGGGAACAAAUAUGUACCCCUCAUUUUCAUUGUUUGGUCGUGACAAGGAUGAAAAUGAAGCUUUACCAGUUGAUGAGCUCAUUGAAAAAGCAGAUGGCUUUGCUGGUGUAUUCCCUGAACAUAAAUAUGAGAUAGUAAAGAUCCUGCAAGCGAACGAGCACGUAGUUGGAAUGACUGGUGAUGGAGUAAAUGAUGCCCCAGCUCUCAAGAAAGCAGAUAUUGGUAUAGCAGUCGCUGAUGCUACUGAUGCUGCUAGAAGUGCUUCUGAUCUUGUCUUGACUGAGCCUGGAUUAAGUGUGAUUGUCAGUGCUGUUUUGACUAGCAGGGCUAUAUUUCAAAGAAUGAAAAAUUAUACAAUUUAUGCUGUCUCCAUAACCAUACGAAUUGUGCUUGGUUUCAUGCUUCUGGCACUAAUAUGGGAAUAUGACUUUCCUCCAUUCAUGGUACUGAUAAUUGCAAUCCUAAAUGAUGGUACUAUCAUGACUAUUUCGAAAGAUCGCGUUAAACCAUCUCCAGGACCCGACAGUUGGAAGCUUAACGAGAUCUUUGCAACUGGCAUUGUGAUUGGCACCUAUCUUGCUUUAGUUACUGUGUUGUUUUACUGGCUUGCAGACAGCACUCAAUUCUUUGAGACUCACUUCCAUGUAAAAUCUAUAAGUGGAAAUACUGAAGAAAUCUCAGCAGCCAUAUAUCUGCAAGUCAGUAUUAUUAGCCAGGCGCUAAUAUUUGUCACGCGCAGUCAGAGUUGGUCAUUUAUAGAGAGACCAGCGCUUCUUUUGAUGUUUGCAUUUGUGGUUGCCCAACUGGUUGCUACCUUGAUAGCAGUUUAUGCACAUAUUGAAUUUGCGUCAAUUAGUGGCAUCGGCUGGGGAUGGGCAGGAGUCAUAUGGUUAUAUAGUCUUAUUUUCUAUAUUCCCUUAGAUAUAAUUAAAUUCAUUGUUCGUUUUGGUCUGACUGGAGAAGCCUGGAACCUACUUUUUGAUAAGACUGCUUUUACAUCUAAAAAGGACUAUGGAAAGGAAGACAGAGAGGCCAAGUGGGUGCUUUCUGUGAGAACUCUACAAGGGGUAAUAUCACCUGAGUUUGAAACUAAAAGCAGGGGACCUUCUAUGAUUGCUGAACAAGCUAAGCGUCGAGCAGAAAUAACCAGGCUAAGAGAGUUGUAUACAUUGAGAGGUCAUAUUGAAUCAGUAGCAAGACUUAAGAAUCUGGACUUUAACAAAAUUCAAACGGCUUAUACAGUUUGAAUCUGCGAGCAACAGACCCCAUCUCUUCCUAUAACAAACUUAUCUAAUGAUGCUGUCUCAGAGUAAAUCUUAUUUCAUGCGUUCCACGAGAGACAUGUCAAGAGACAAUGAUGUUCAUGAUCUUAUGUACCAACCAUGUCGAGGGUGUUUCUAAUUGAGGUUUCUACGAGGGAAGUCAAGAUAAUCCUGGGACAUUGUGUCUUGCUUUUAAUUUGUUGUACCACUUUAUAUGACAGCUAAAACCAAAUCAAAUCUGUGAUAAUAAAGCUCCAUAAUAAGGGGCAUUUAAUCUGUUUACUAAUUCAGUUUCUGAAAUUUCAUAAUCUUUUGGCAGA